Messenger RNA from Pelecanus crispus (Dalmatian pelican), 452 nucleotides. The record is from RefSeq and is a predicted model, not a curated record. Lineage: Eukaryota; Metazoa; Chordata; Aves; Pelecaniformes; Pelecanidae.
CCAUCUCAGACCCCAAAGUGGAGGUUAAGCUUAUACCCAGUCCAGACAAAGCUGAAGACUCCGAGAAAGUGGUGGGGAUGAGCUGCUCAGCAACAGGGAAACCAGCUCCAAAAAUCACCUGGCACCUUCCCAACAUCCUGCAGCAGAAACCAAAGGAGUACCACAUCAUGCUCGGCAACCAGACUGUGACUGUCAUCAGCAAUUUCACCCAUGCCCGCUCCAAAAUCCUCCAAGAGUAUCCCAUUGCCUGCGUGAUCCAACACCCUUCGCUAAACAUGACCCUGGUCCUGCCCAUGGACACCUUGGUGCAGGGUCUGGACAGCAGUGUGUCACCAGCCGUUGCAGUGGGAGUGCUGGUCUCCCUGACUUCCCUCCUCCUUCUUGCCUGCCUCCUCCACCACUGCCUCAGACACCUACGUGAUCCAGAGAGAAACCCAGCGCAGCCAUGCUGG